AUGAGCAAGAUUGUUGUUUUUACCGAAGAGUGCUUCAAGGGCAGAACUGCUGAAUUCAAGCACAAUGUCCACAACUUAGAAGAAAAGGGCUUCAACAAUGUCAUCUCAUCUCUCAAAGUCAUUGGCCCACCAUGGGUAGCAUAUUAUGACACGAAGUUUGCUGGAAAGCAACGUGUGUUUGAAGAAGGAGAAUAUGCUACCCUUGAUGACAAAGGAAGUUUUUCUUCCCUCAAGAUCAUCGUAGAUGACCUGGACAACCCUGAAAUCCAGCUGUUUGAGCAUGGGAACUAUCAGGGAAGAAGUGUGACCCUACGCAGCGAAACCAAUCUUCACGACAUUGAUUUCAGUGACGUCGCUUCUUCCCACAAAGUGAAAGGUGGUGUCUGGGUGCUGUACCAGCACGUCAAUCGUCAUGGUUCCCAGCUUAUUUCUUUCCCUGGGGAUGAAAUUUCCAGCUAUCUCCCGCUCUCCUUCAACGAUGUGGCCAGCCAUGUGCAUCCCUUGCUGCCAAAGCCAUAGACAGCAUCAUUCAAAGUACACACUCUGCAGCUGAAUAUAAACUGGAACCCUUUUGGAAAGAAUGAGGCAAGUGGCUGUGACUCCAAAAAGUCUGAAGAAACUUCAUGC
This is a messenger RNA of Onychostoma macrolepis, 627 nucleotides long. RefSeq names its product epidermal differentiation-specific protein-like. Lineage: Eukaryota; Metazoa; Chordata; Actinopteri; Cypriniformes; Cyprinidae. Gene Ontology annotation, molecular function: structural constituent of eye lens. The record is from RefSeq and is a predicted model, not a curated record. Gene Ontology annotation, biological process: visual perception; lens development in camera-type eye. The coding region runs from base 1 to 519 and encodes 172 amino acids. The transcript has a single exon.